This is a messenger RNA of Chironomus riparius, 2743 nucleotides long. The record is from the annotation of a GenBank genome assembly. NCBI's taxonomy places the organism in Eukaryota, Metazoa, Arthropoda, Insecta, Diptera, Chironomidae.
AUUAUCAAAAAAAAUGAUCGAAAUUAAAAACUUACCAGAACACAUUCUGAUUGAAGUUUUUUCAAAUCUAAGUCCAAAGAUGAUAAAAUCUUGCUGUUUAGUUUGCAAAAGUUGGAACGAGAUUAUAGCAAAUACAACGGAACUAAUGGACAACUACGUCCUCAACUUGAACAAGCCUUAUGAAGUUACAAAGUCAGCUAAAGAAAUUGAAAGAAAACAUCAAUCAGCAUUGGUCAAAGAUUUGUCACAAGAUUCACUUGAUGACAUUUGCAGACAUAACUUAAAAUCGCUAAAAAUUUCGGGUACAAUAAGAGAGUCAUUAUUGGUUGAAGCAUUGAAUAAUCUACCUGAUCUAAAGGAUUUAGAUGCUGAAAAUGUAGAAUUUGUUUAUGACAAAUCAAAUACUGUUAAUUUCAUGAAGGUUCAUACUAAUCUUCAACAGCUAAAAUGUGAUGUUGGAAUUGUUCAUAUUUUUGGCUGUUCUGCGCUCAAAAAAUUGCAACUAAUGACAGAGGAAUAUGUGAAUUAUGAUAAAAAAACGUUGAUCCAUUUCUUACAACAACAAAAGGAACUACAGGAGUUAAUAUUAAUUGAAAUUAAUGAUGACAUAUUUUGUUCAUUUGAAAUUUUACAACUUAAAUUGUCUUUAAAAUCUCUAUCAUAUUCAAAGUUUGAACCAAUUUUAUUUUAUAACAACUUGAUUAGAUUUUUAAGAUUGCAAAAAGAUUCUUUAACCAGCUUAGAAUUAGAUAUUUGCACAAAUCCUAAAUUUGGAAUUGAUCAGCUUCAUGAAUUUUCAUUAAAAAAUUUAAAAAAUCUAAGACAUUUACAGCUUGGAUUCGUUUCUGGGGAAGUUCACAAUAACAUGUUGUCAUUUCAAGAACUUACACCAGAAAAGCAUACAGCAAAAAAUAUCGAAAGUUUGGAUUUUAGAUCUGGAUAUGAUUUGAAUGAAGCAAAAGGAUUUUUCAAAAUGCUUCCAAAUAUUAAGACAUUAACUUUUGAGGCAGGAAACAAUUAUAUUAUUGGUAUCUCGAAUGAUGUUGAACUUUUGCAAUAUAUAAGUGCAACACAUACCAAAUUGGAAGUAUUAAACCUUUCUGCGUUUAUGAAACAUGCUUUUAAUGAUGUGUUCUUUCCAAAUCUUAAAGAAUUUUCUUUUAUUAACGUUGAUAAUGAAGGAAACGAUGAUAUUCAAAAUUUCAUCAACUAUCAUCUAAGGACUUUAGAAAAGAUAACUCUUCCAGACGCGAGGAUUAUUACUGAAACUGUAGCAAAUGAAAUUAUGAAAUGUGAAAAGCUUAAAAGUUUCGAAUUGUCUGCACGUAAAUCAAGUUUAUCUUUCUUAAAGUUAUUCCGUAAUAUAUCAUCAAAAUCACCAUUCACGUUUACAACAAUAAUGGAUGACAUUAAGGAAAUAUUCAAGUUUCCUGACGAUAAAGCCAUUUGGGAUGAAAAAAUCGAAUCGUUGAGUGAUGAAGCUCAGGAAUUUAAAUUAUUUUAAAAUAUUAAAUGUUGAUACUUUAUACUGCUUUAUACUUAAAUUCAGAAACAAAAUAAAAUAUGUCAGAUACUAAUUAUAAAUAUAAAAGUUUCGGUUUUUGAAUCUAUAAGGUCAAUUCUGCUGACCCAGACAAAAGAGCAUCAGAAAUGUUAUCAGUCACAAUGUCAAGAUUAAUUUUACUGAAAAAAAAAACAUUAAUAUUUGAUUUAAGAAUAAAUUUAGAAGAUAUUCAGCAAAAAACAUAAAUUUCAAGCAACACAUAAACAGCCAAAAAUGUUCAGUAAUUUCUUUUAUUUUUUAUCAUAUAAUUUACACCUAAUUUUAAAAGAAGCGAGAAAAAAAUAGAUAAAUUGUUCAUAAAAGUGAAUUAAAAUUUAAAUUUCAAUAAACAUUUAAUUAUCGUCCACAACAUCUUGAAUUUGAUGCCUCAGAAUUCUCAUGAAUAUUUACAUCAGUCUCAUUUUCUUCAACUCUCAAGCGUCGUCUCAUCGAAUUUGAUCUAUUUAAUGUCGCCGUUGCCUGCUGCUUGUCAUCAUGAGCCUUAAUCAUUAGCUUUGAUAUUUCGAGGAACAAGUCAUCAAUAUUCUCAUUGAGUUUUGCUGACGUUAGAAAGUGUAACGCGCCCACGCUUUUUGCGUAUUGACUAUGCGGUUCGGGAUCAUAUUGUGCCUUUCCUUCUUUUUGUAAAUCAAUUUUAUUUCCAACAAUCACACAAACGAUUUCAUCGCCAACGACCUUCUUUAAUUCCUUUAUCCACAUUUUAAUUUUUUCAAAUGAAUCAGCGCUAGAGACAUCGUAAACUAGAAUUGCACCUUGUGAAUUACGAUAGUAGAUGGGUCCUAAGCUAUGAAACAUUUCUGAAAAUAUAAAGCAUAUCAGUUAAUUAAAUUGAAGCAAUUAAUGAGUCAUAAUUGAACAAAUAAUGAAUAAAGUCAUUUGCAGACGUUAAAUUAAGAUAAGAUAAGCAAAUAUUGUGUUAAUCAUAAACGUAGACAGAAAAAAAUUUCACGAAGGGGAUUGGAACUCAUCAGAUCUUCCGCUUAACAAUAAUCUGUGGCAUUAAACCUACCCUGACCAGCAGUGUCCCAGAUAUUAAGGUUUACUCGGCAGUUCCUUCCAUCAUCGUGCUCAAAGUUAAUUUUCUUAUUUAGGAAUGAUGCUUGUAUCGUCGAUAAAUGCUGCUUAUUGAAUUGAUCGUGUACAAAUCUCAAUAAUAUACUCGUCUUGCCGACCUUGCCU